Molecule: messenger RNA, 2093 nt
Organism: Galendromus occidentalis (western predatory mite)
Lineage: Eukaryota; Metazoa; Arthropoda; Arachnida; Mesostigmata; Phytoseiidae
Product: peroxisome assembly factor 2-like
Exons: 1
Coding region: 109-1971 (620 amino acids)
Biological process (GO): protein import into peroxisome matrix
Cellular component (GO): peroxisomal membrane; cytosol
Molecular function (GO): ATP binding; ATP hydrolysis activity
Source: RefSeq, a predicted model, not a curated record
ACGUGCGAAAUCCGUCCCAUCGAAGUCGAUGCUCCGUUCGCGAAGACAGCAACGAUCGCGCUAGCGAUAUCUCCCGCGAACACAGUCCCCGAAAAAGAUCUGAGUCUGAUGCUGCAUCAUCAUUUCCGGAAACCGAGACUGCUGAGUGUUGGGGACGUCAUUGCGAUCUCGAAACAGAAUUUCCAAAGUAGCCGGACGCGGAUCGACAAGUCGCACAGUGAUAAACCACCAGUCUAUAUCGUCGUUCAGGCUCUAACCGACAACGAUCACGAAUCGUUGUGGGUACAGAAAGGCGAGACAAGCCUCGUGCUGAACAAGGAGGUUCCCAGCAGGAUCCCCACACUCGCGAAAACGCCCCCAUUCCAUCCGAUUUUCAACACUGGCGAAUCAAUCUUCCGCAAAAUACAGGGAAUGGCGAGAUUCAUUGAAAAGUCCAUCGAUGGACGCGAGUCACGGAGGAACGAUCUGCUCUUCCUCAUCUCGGGUCCGAGUAAGUCCGGGAAAACUCUCGCGGUUCGAACCAUCGCCCACGGUUUGGGUCUUCAACUGCGAACGAUCAACGGCGAUGACCUCACCGGGGACACCGCGUCGACGGCUGAGAAGCGGAUCAAGAACUGUCUCGAAGAGACAAACUCCUACGGGAGCUGUGUUCUUCAUCUGAAGAAAGUGGAUUUGAUUUUCGACCAUAUCCAGGACAAGCAGGACUCGAGACUGAGUCACAGCUUUGCGAAAACUUUGAGACAGCUCGUCUUCAACGAAGCCAACGGGAAGAAACCGAUCGUCGUCAUCAUGACCACCUCGAAUGUCACCCGUAUCCCGAGCGAAGUCACGGCUGCGAUACUUUCCCGAGUCGAGAUGAAGAAUAUCAGCAAAGAGGAAACGAUCGAUGUUUUGAAAACCCUACUCUCUGAGAGUCCGUGCAGCUCUCUUUUCGAUUGGAAGGCAGUCGCGAGCAUGAUGGGUGGCUCUCUUCUCGGUAACCUGGUCGAUUUCGCUAGCUCAACGCAGCUCUGCAUGACCAAGAGAUUGGAAGAGAUCGGUUCUUCGGAGGAAGCUGAGCUCUGCGGUCCUCUCCUCUCGAUGGAGGAUGCGAUGAAUGCUCUGAAAAGGAUCCAGAUGGAAAGCAGCAAGAACGUGGGCGCCCCUCAAAUCCCCUCGGUGAAAUGGUCGGACAUCGGAGGCUUGGAGGAAGCGAAGAAGAAUAUUCUCGACACCGUGCAGUCGCCGUUGAGGCAUUUCCGGAUCGCUCAUUCUUCCUUAUCGCGCUCGGGUGUUCUACUGUAUGGUCCUCCGGGCACGGGGAAAACAUUGUUGGCGAAGGCCGUUGCGACCGAAUGCUCGAUGAAUUUCCUCAGCGUGAAAGGACCCGAACUCAUCAACAUGUACGUGGGUCAAAGCGAGGAAAACGUGCGCAGAGUAUUCGAGAAGGCCCGUUCGGUCGAGCCUUGCAUAAUAUUUUUCGAUGAGCUCGAUUCCUUAGCUCCGCGCAGAGGAGGAAGCGCAGACUCGGGUGGAGUACUCGACCGGGUCGUGUCUCAGCUUUUGGCAGAAAUGGACGGCAUGGCGAAGUCGGAACAAGUUUUCGUCAUCGGCGCAACCAAUCGUCCCGACCUCCUGGAUCCAGCCGUUUUACGUCCGGGCCGUUUAGAUCGGCUGAUCUACGUUGACAUUCCUGAGGAACCCGAAGUGAAACUGAAAGUUCUGAAAGCACUCACUCGGAAGAUGCAACUCGACAGCGUGGACUUGGAGGCCGUCAGUGUACGGUGCCCGAAAACGUUCACCGGUGCCGAUCUGUAUUCGCUCUGCGCAACCGCAUACACAUCAGCGAUGGCUCGUUGUAUCGAAGCGAACGAGUCCGUCGUUGUCGUGACGGAUGAGGAUUUUCGGGCAGCUCUCGUGGAGACGAAGCCGUCUGUCGGUGAUGACGAACUUGCUCAUUAUAGAAAUCUCCGGAAACAGUUCGGAAGCUGAGAGAUUUGUCCGCCCUCUACACGGAUCAGUCCCCGCAAUGCGGAAUCCGGAGCUCCUGCUGUACAUUUGACACCCAAUAUUAACAUGUUAUACAUAUUAAUAUAUUUCAACCAGGGAUCUUA